Messenger RNA from Mesorhabditis spiculigera, 1197 nucleotides. The record is from the annotation of a GenBank genome assembly. Lineage: Eukaryota; Metazoa; Nematoda; Chromadorea; Rhabditida; Rhabditidae.
AUGGACCUACAGCAACUACGUUUGGAAUUGCGCUUCCCAAAUGGCUCGUUUCCGAAGGAAUAUGGAGCCCUAUGGCCCAAAUCUUCCCCAUUGCUGCAAUUGCCACACAUUGGUGAUCACAAUCUGAACUUUAUCAAACGGAACAAAGUGCACAAUUGCCCCCAGUUGGCGAAUUUGGACGAGCAGAAACGGAAACAAGUUUUGAACUCAUUGGACGAGAUGCAGUACCGCGAUGUGCUGAUUGUUCUCUCAUCGAUGCCCCAGCUCCAGAUCGACACUCACUUUGAAGUAGCCGGCGAGGAUGAUAAGCAUGAAGUCACGGCUAAAUGCCUCGUGACCCUAAAAGUCACACUGACCCGUCGCUCGCUCCUUGACCGUAGCGUGGUGCCUGCAGAGGAUGAUUAUCGUGCCAAGAGUGCCGAUGAGAACAGCGGCGAUGAGAAUGAAAAGUCUGAUGAUGAGGACGAGGAGAAGAAGAAAGAAGAAGAGGAAAAGAAACCGAAGCGAAAGGUCUGGGAGAAGCAGCCGAAGAAAGGAAAGGGCAAACCGAAGCAGAAGCCGAAGCCGAAGCCAAAGGCCCCUGCGGCGGCUCCUGUAGAGGCUUCGCCCGAACCAUCCCAGCCGACCACUUCUGUCGGAAACACACCGUCCGAGGCUUCGCCGAAGAAGAAACCAAAGAAGCCCGCCAACGGUGACUCAGAAUCUGACGAGGAAUCUCAGUCUUCGGGAUCCGAGGAACCGGCCCAGUCUGGUGGGGACCAAGACGACAGCGACGUCGACGAAGAUUGGGCAAAGCCGCCGAAGAAUAUCUUCGAAUCAAAAUCAAAAGAAACACAUCCGGUUCACGCGCCAUUCUACCCAGGAGAGAAAUUUGAGUGGUGGUGGUUGUCAUUGACACUCAAGGACCACAAGCAGCACCGGCGGUUAGUCGCACCGGUGACGCCGUGCAAGACGUUGGUGGACAGCCAGACGAUCGAGAUGAGGUUUAACGCCCCUGAUGAAAAGGGAAUAUACACGUUCACUCUUGGCGUGCAUUCUGAUUCGUACAUGGAUGCAGACUACAGUCGUGACUUGAAAUUGGAUGUCAAGGAAACCAAGAUAGUCGCCGCGCCCAAAUACGAAUCUACCGACGAUGAAGAGGAGGAGAAGGCCGACGCUUCAUCCGAGGAAGAAUAUACCGAAGAAAGCGAUGAUGAG